AUGUCUCCAGUACGCCGUAUUGCUCAAAUUGUGCACCUUAAGCCCUCUGCUGUAGCGGCAUACAAGGAAUGUCACGCCAAUGUGUGGCCUGAGGUUUUGCAACAGAUCAAAGAGUGCAGUAUUAAAGACUACUCAAUCUUCUUUGAUAAUGACCGCACCCUCUUCGCGACAUUCAAGUAUGUGGGCACGGACUUUGAAGGCGAUAUGGAGCUCAUGCGAGCCAACCCAAAAGUGAGGGAAUGGUGGGCCAUGACAGAUAGCAUGCAGGAGAGUCCAAUCCCCGGUGCCGUGGGCAGUGCUGACGGGCCUGGAUGGUGGAAAGUGCUUGAUGAAGUUUUCUACACCGAGUGA
Penicillium malachiteum is the source of this 351-nucleotide messenger RNA. RefSeq names its product L-rhamnose mutarotase. The record is from RefSeq and is a predicted model, not a curated record. NCBI's taxonomy places the organism in Eukaryota, Fungi, Ascomycota, Eurotiomycetes, Eurotiales, Aspergillaceae. The coding region runs from base 1 to 351 and encodes 116 amino acids. Gene Ontology annotation, molecular function: racemase and epimerase activity, acting on carbohydrates and derivatives. The transcript has 3 exons.